GUGAUAGUUUUGUCAGUUGUUGAGCUUUGCUGUAUGCCUGUAUAAUUGGUGUCCGCCGUCCGGUACUCGGUAGGCAUUUGUUGUUUUGUUGUUUCUGUCUGAACACUCGGAGCGUGCUUGAUGUUUAACUGUUAAAUGCUUAUUGAUAAUUGUCGCCGGUCGUGUGCCCAUUAAAUAAUAAUAAUUAAUCGGAGUACAUCAUUAUCGAGUAGGUAAUAAUUCUCACACGUAACAGUUUUUUUUUUUUGUUGUUGUUCAAGGGUUUCCCAUUGCCUGUGUACUCGGCGAACGUAGGUUAGGUACAUACCUACCUACGUUGUAGAAGACUCGGUGCCAAUUGCCAACUUUACUUGGGAUGACAAUUUAACAUGUCGGUUACGUGAAAAAAUGUGGAUUGUUGACAGUGAUAACUGUUGGGUAUUGGCUGUAUAAUUGUGCUGUCACUGUUGAUGUCGGAUGUAAAGAACAAGUGGAUUACACCAUGACCGGUUUCACCGAAGGAAGUCUGAACAGUCGACUGAAAGAACUGAACUCUUCUCAGCAGAGUAUUCAGACACUAUCCCUUUGGUUAAUUCACCAUAGGAAGUAUGCACACACUGUCGUCAAGAUUUGGUCUAAAGAAAUAUUGGCAGGCUUAGAAUCCAAACAAUUGACGUUAAUGUACCUUGCUAACGAUAUUAUUCAGAAUAGCAAAAAAAAAGGUCCUGAAUAUGGGCAAGAGUUUGGCAAAGAACUGGCCAAAGCAUUUAAGCAAAUAUCUCUGAAGAACUGUUCCUCUAAAACCAGACAGAGUUUGACACGAUUGUUGAAUAUAUGGGAAGAAAGAGGUGUUUAUAGUAAAGUCCAAAUAGAUGAAUUCAAGGAUGCUUUUGGUAAAGAAUCAGCAAAGAAGCCUACAGAUGAACCACCUGUUAAAAAAGUAAAACAUUCUCAUAAUCACAAAUCAAAAAAGACAAAAUUUCAAAACAAUGGCAUAAAAAAAGAUAAAGAAGUUAUUGUUGAAGUGGAUGGUACCAAAGAAUUACAUGUAACAUUAUCUCCCAAGACUCCUGUCAAUGAUCCUCCUGAACCAGAAGAAUUAAUUAAAGCUCUAAAUGAUUUAGAGAAUGCUCCUUCGUGUGAUGCGGUUGUACGAGAACGUAUUUCUAAACUUCCUCCAGAAAUUGCUGAUGUCAGUUUACUUUCUCAGAUAAAAGGUAAAGACGAAGGUGAAGAACUUUUGCGUAAAGUAAAUGAUGCUGUUGCAUUGUUAACCGAUUAUAACACUAGACUGGUGUGUGAAAUGGAAGACCGCAAGAAGGUCUUUUCUAUGUUGCACGAUUUCAUUCAAUCUCAAAGAGACCUCAUUGAUCAAGCUGAACAAAGAUUACAGGAAUAUCAGGGAAAACUUCAGAAAGUUUGCCAAGUGCGACAAGAGGUCAACACACACCUACAAAAUCUACCGGAUUUAGCACAAUUGCCCAGCGUUAAAGGCGGCCUUGCACCUCUUCCGUCGGCGGGCGAUUUGUUCACAGUGGGUUGAUGACUAUAUUGGCUAUUGGCUCCGGCUAUAACAGCUGGUCGCUAUUGCUCUGGUCGAGUAUGUCGAAAAUUGCAUACGCUCUUCCUAAGUGUAUUGAGUAACAAUAAAAUGUGUUUGAAUUUUUAAACUUAAACCCUGGUUAUAAUGUGUAUUAGUUAAAUUUGUAUUAUGCAAAAAUAAUAUGGCAUUUGAUAAUAGUU
This is a messenger RNA of Myzus persicae (green peach aphid), 1722 nucleotides long. Its product is annotated as regulation of nuclear pre-mRNA domain-containing protein 1B. Gene Ontology annotation, molecular function: RNA polymerase II complex binding. Gene Ontology annotation, biological process: mRNA 3'-end processing. The coding region runs from base 482 to 1522 and encodes 346 amino acids. Lineage: Eukaryota; Metazoa; Arthropoda; Insecta; Hemiptera; Aphididae. The record is from RefSeq and is a predicted model, not a curated record. Gene Ontology annotation, cellular component: RNA polymerase II, holoenzyme. The transcript has 7 exons.